This is a messenger RNA of Ilex paraguariensis (yerba mate), 1311 nucleotides long. The record is from the annotation of a GenBank genome assembly. Lineage: Eukaryota; Viridiplantae; Streptophyta; Magnoliopsida; Aquifoliales; Aquifoliaceae.
AUGAGGCGAAUCAUGGACGAAGCUGAGAGUGAAAAGGAUGCUGAAACAGAUGUCACUGAUCAUCUCAAAGUUGUGGCCAAAGGCACUAAUAUAAGGGUGGUUCCUAUUGUUGGUGGCAUGUCAACAGAAAAGCAGGAAAGACUUCUGAAAACAAGGCCUGAGGUUGUUGUUGGAACUCCAGGGAGGCUAUGGGAACUUAUGUCAGGUGGAGAAAUUCAUCUUGUUGAGCUGCAUUCAUUGUCCUUCUUUGUGCUGGAUGAGGCUGAUCGCAUGAUAGAGAAUGGUCAUUUUCAUGAGUUGCGGUCCAUAAUUGACAUGCUUCCUGUUACCGCCGGAUCAAUUGAAGGGCAUUCUCAGAGUACAGAUAAUUGUGUGACAGUUUCGAGCUUCCAAAGAAAGAAGAGGCAAACUUUUGUGUUUUCUGCAACUAUUGCCCUCUCUGCUGAUUUCCGGAAAAAGCUAAAGCGUGGAUCACUAAAAUCCCAACCAAAUGAUGCAAUAAAUUCAAUAGAAGCUCUUUCUGAACGAGCAGGAAUGAGAGCCAAUGCUGCUAUUGUUGAUCUGACAAAUGUGUCAAUUGUAGCAAAUAAACUUGAGGAGUCGUGUAUUGAAUGCAGGGAAGAAGAUAAAGAUGCCUAUUUGUAUUACAUUCUAAGUGUUCAUGGACAAGGCCGCACAAUUGUCUUUUGUACAUCAAUUGCAUCUUUACGACAUAUUUCUGCUCUCUUGCGCAUUCUCAGCAUUAAUGUUUGGACUCUUCAUGCCCAGAUGCAGCAGCGAGCACGCUUGAAGGUCACUGAUCAUCUCAAAGUUGUGGCCAAAGGCACUAAUAUAAGGGUGGUUCCUAUUGUUGGUGGCAUGUCAACAGAAAAGCAGGAAAGACUUCUGAAAACAAGGCCUGAGGUUGUUGUUGGAACUCCAGGGAGGCUAUGGGAACUUAUGUCAGGUGGAGAAAUUCAUCUUGUUGAGGCAGUUGAUCGUUUUCGCACAAAUGAGCAUGGUAUACUUGUUGCCACUGAUGUUGCUGCAAGAGGCCUCGAUAUUCCUGGUGUCCGAACUGUUGUUCACUACCAACUUCCACAUUCAGCAGAAGUCUAUGUUCAUAGAAGUGGAAGAACUGCUAGAGCCUCUUCUGAUGGAUGUAGCAUUGCUUUAAUCUCGUCAAAUGAUACAUCAAAAUUUGCUGCUUUGUGCAAGUCAUUUUCAAAGUUGAGGGACGGUCGAAGAAGAAAGUCAGUCGAAUGGCAUGCCUCACCCUUCUGGGGUGGGGACUUUGAUACUACUUCGGUCGCCACUAAGGAAACCCUUUGA